AUGACGGCCCCGAGCUCCGAUGCCGGGGUGAAGAAGCCCCGCCUCGUCAUCAAGAAGAUGGUGCUGGAGAACUUCAAGUCCUACGCUGGCGCCCAGCACGUCGGGCCUUUCCACAAGUCGUUCUCCUCCGUGGUUGGCCCCAACGGAAGCGGCAAGUCCAACGUCAUCGACGCGAUGCUCUUCGUCUUCGGCAAGCGCGCCAAGCAGCUCCGCCUGAACAAGGUCUCCGAGCUCAUCCACAACUCGACCGAUUUCCGCAACCUCGAGUACGCGCGCGUCGAGGUGCACUUUCACCAGAUCGUCGAUAAGGAGGGCGAGGACUUCGAGGCGGUGCCCGACAGCGACUUCGUCAUCGCGCGCGAGGCCUACCGCAACAACACCUCCAAGUACUUCGUCGAUAAGAAGACCAGCAACUUCACCGACGUCACCAACCUCCUCAAGCAUCACGGCGUCGACCUCAACAACAACAGAUUCCUCAUCCUCCAGGGCGAGGUUGAGCAGAUCUCCAUGAUGAAGCCGAAGGCUGCGAACCCCGGCGACGAGGGCCUCCUCGAAUACCUCGAGGACAUCAUCGGCACCAACCAGUACGUCGAGCCCAUCGAGCAGAAGAGCAAAGCUCUGGAGGAGUUGAACGAGAAGCGCACCGGCCAGGUCAAUCGCCUCAAGCUUGUCGAGAAGGAGAAGGACGUCCUCGACGACGCCAGGCAGGAAGCCGAGGCCUUCAUGGCCAAGGAGCGCGAGUGCCUCAGGCACAAGACGGUCGCGUACCAGAUGUACGUCAAGGAUGCGCGGGAUAACGUCGCCAAGAUUGCCGAAUCCGUCGCCGAGCUCGAGGCAAAGCUCGAGGAGGAAAAGGCAAAGUCCACAGAGUACGACAAGGCUGUCGAGGAGCUCGAGGUUGUCGUUAAGGAGCACGCCGUCAAGCUGAACGAGUUGAAGGGCGAGCUCGACAGGGCCACGAAAGAGUUCGCCGAGUUUGAGCGCAAGGACAUCAAGCACAGGGAGGACCUCAAGAACAUGAAGUCUCGCGCAAAGAAGCUGGAUGAGAAGGUUGCCAAGGAUACCAAGAAGCGCGACGACAUGGCGAAGGAGUGCGAGGCGAUUGAGAAGGAGGUGCCCGAGCUCGAGGCCAAGAAGGCUGAGCUGGAGUCCCGGGUGGAGAAGGAGGAGGCUACCCUCGACGCCAUGCUCGAGUCCCUCAAGGGGGAGAUGGCGGCCAUCGGCGCCGAGCUCGAGAGGGCUCAAGCCGCGCUGUCCCCGUGGGAGGGUAAGAUCGCGGACGCCAAGGCUGCGGUGGACGUCGCCGUCACCGAACGCGACCUGCUCGCGACCGAGAAGGAGGACGCGAAGCGAAGGUUCGAGGAGGCCAAGGCGGGCGCGGAGGCGGCUGUCGCGCUGGCCAAAUCCAAGACGGAGGAGAUUGCCGACGCCGAAUCGACCCUCGAGAGCGAAAGGUCGCGAGCCGCCGAGCGACGCGAGGCUGAAGCCGCCGCCAAGGAGCAGGAGAGGCGCGCGAACGAGAUGACCCGCGAGAUUCGCGGCAAGCUCGCCCAGAGCAAGUCCGCGGCGGACCAGGCCAAGUCUCAAAGCGUCAUCGUCCAGUCCCUGAUGACGGCAAAGUCCAAGGGGAAGAUCAAAGGGGUGCUCGGGCGACUGGGCGAUCUCGGCGCCAUCGACAAAAAGUACGACGUCGCCGUGUCCACGGCGUGCGCCGCGCUCGAUUACAUCGUCGUCGAGACCACCGCGGACGCCCAGGCUUGCGUAGCGCACCUCAGGUCCAACAACCUCGGCGUCGCCACCUUCCUCAUCCUCGAGAAGCAGCGAUCACUCGAGGGGAAGAUGCGGGAGGCGAAAAAGACGUCCGCCCCGGCGAGCGGCGCGCCCCGGCUCAUCGACCUCAUCAAACCCGCCGAGCCGAGGCUCGAGGUUGCCUUUUACUACGGCGUUCGCGACACCGCCGUCGCCGACGACCUCGACGCGGCGUCGAAGAUUGCCUACGGCGGCAACGUCCGCAGGCGGGUGGUCACGCUCCAGGGGCAGCUCAUCGAGACGUCGGGUACCAUGUCCGGCGGCGGGUCCAAGCCCAGGGGCGGUCGCAUGCGAACCGGCACCGCCGCGCCCGAUCUCGACGGCGAGGGUGCCGAGUCCGCCGCCGCCGUCGCCCAGGCGGAGGCUGACCUCAAGAAAGCCUCGGUCACCUACGAGGAGGCGCACAAGGCGGCCGUCAGCGCGGGUAAGGAGGCCAAGGAUGCCGAGGCUGCCGUCGCCAAGCUCGAGCGAUCCCUCCCCAAGCUUCGCGCCGAGGUGAUCGCGGCGGAGGAACGCGCAGCGGAUCUCGAGGGCCGACUCGGCGAGCUCGAGGCGGCCGCCAAGGUGACCAAGGAGGACGCGGCGGAGCUCAAGCGCCUGGAGAAGGCGGUUGCCGACGCCAAGGCUCUUUACGAGAAGGUUGUCGCCGACGCCGCGGGGGUUCGCGCCGAGUGCGAGGCUCUCCAGGCUAAGAUGGACGCCGUCGGCGGCGAGAAGCUAAAAAAACAGAAGGCUCUCGUCAAGGACCUCGCCGCCGGCAUCGCCGCCGCGGGCGACGCCGCGACGGAGAAGCGCGCGACGGCCGCGUCGCACGCCAAGGCUACCGCGCGCCUCGAGAAGGCGAUCGAGGAGGCUGUCGCCGAGCGCGCCAAGCUCUCCGAGGAUGUCAAGACGAUCAAGGCUGAGUUUGCCGCGUUGGAGGAGGGCGCCAUGGCGGUGCUCGAGUCCCAGAAGGAGCUUCAGGGCCUCGUCGACGCCAAGUCCGCGGAGUGCGCCGCCGCUUCCAAGGCUAGGGACGCCGCCGUCAAGGAGAUGGCGGCGCUGAAGCACGUCGAGGUUGACAUCCAGAGCAAACUCGAGGAUCUCGACGCGCAGUCCAAGGAGAACGACGACAAGGCUAAGCACUGGGACAAGGAGCUCAACAAGCUCCGCAAGGAGCAGGAGUCGCUCCACGCCGAGUGCGAGGUCCCGGUGCCCGAGCUUCUCACCCCCGAACAGCUCGACACCGUCGACGCCGCGGACGAGAUGCGCCGCGCCGGUGCCCUGGAGGAGGAGCUCAAGGAGAUGAAGCCCGACAUGAGCUCCAUCGAGGCGUACCGCGUAAAGAUGGGCGAAUACGACGAGCGCAACGACGAGCUCAAGUCGGUGACGGAGCAGCGCGACGAGACCCGCGCGCAGUUCGACGAGCUCAGGAAGAAAAGACUCGACGAGUUCAUGGCGGGUUUCAACGUCAUCUCGCUCAGGCUGAAGGAGAUGUACCAGAUGAUCACCCUGGGCGGCGACGCGGAGCUCGAGCUGGUGGAUUCCAUGGACCCCUUCGCCGAGGGCAUCGUGUUUUCGGUGCGUCCGCCCAAGAAGUCCUGGAAGAACAUCGCCAACCUCUCCGGCGGUGAGAAGACGCUGUCUUCGCUCGCGCUCGUGUUUGCGCUGCACCACUACAAGCCCACGCCGCUCUACGUGAUGGACGAGAUUGACGCCGCGCUGGACUUUAAGAAUGUCUCCAUCGUGGGCCACUACAUCAAGGAGCGAACCAAGGAUGCGCAGUUUGUGAUCAUCUCGCUUCGCAACAACAUGUUCGAGCUCGCGGAUAGGCUGGUGGGCAUCUACAAGACCAACAACACCACGAAGACGGUGGCCAUCAACCCGGGGGCGUUUGCCGUCGGCGCCGACAACGGAUCCGCGAAGAAGGCCGCCGACGCGUCCGCGGCUGGGGAUGAGGAGAACCGGGCUCCCAACGCGAUCGCCGCGUGAGGCCCGAGGGGUUAGGGGUGGGGUGGAAUAAACGACCUUGAGAUUCUGUAUAAAAUGAA
Molecule: messenger RNA, 3839 nt
Organism: Micromonas commoda
Lineage: Eukaryota; Viridiplantae; Chlorophyta; Mamiellophyceae; Mamiellales; Mamiellaceae
Product: condensin complex component
Exons: 2
Coding region: 1-3780 (1259 amino acids)
Biological process (GO): mitotic chromosome condensation
Cellular component (GO): chromosome
Molecular function (GO): protein binding; ATP hydrolysis activity; ATP binding
Source: RefSeq, a predicted model, not a curated record